Messenger RNA from Papaver somniferum (opium poppy), 1044 nucleotides. RefSeq lists its product as uncharacterized. NCBI's taxonomy places the organism in Eukaryota, Viridiplantae, Streptophyta, Magnoliopsida, Ranunculales, Papaveraceae. The record is from RefSeq and is a predicted model, not a curated record. The transcript has a single exon. Bases 1 to 1044 code for a protein of 347 amino acids.
AUGGAUGUACUUCUCUUGUAUGUUGAUGAUAUCAUCUUAGCCUGCUCUUCUACUGCUUUCAGUGACAGCAUUAUUGGUUUUCUUAUGAAUAGUUAUCCAGUUAAAGACUUAGGUAUUCUUCGUUAUUUCUUGGGCAUAGAGGCAGAGUUUCAGAACAAUUCACAACAACUGUUAUUAACUCAGAAUAAGUAUACAUUGGAGAUGUUAGAAAAGUAUGAUCUGCUCAACUGCAAGCCUUCCAAAACUCCAGUUACAAAAGGACCAAGACUGUUUGUUUCAACUGGUACUCCUUUAUCAAACAUCACUGAAUAUAGGAGCAUGGUGGGUGGUCUUCAAUAUUUGACAAUGACAAGACCGAAUAUCUGUUUUAAUGUCAAUUAUGUUGCUCAAUUUAUGCAGUCUCCUACUGAUGAGCAUUUGUUGUUGGUAAAGAGGAUAUUAAGAUACUUAAAAGGGACAUUAGGGACUGGUGUUCUACUUUCUGCUGGAGAUAUUACUGCUAUUUCUGCAUACUCAGAUUCAGACUGGGCUGGCUGUCCAGACACAAGAAGAUCAAUAUAUGGUAUGUGUGUUUUCUUAGGUUCAUCUCUGGUCUCUUGGUCCUCCAAGAAACAACCUACCAUCUCAAAGUCUUCAGCUGAGGCAGAAUACAAAUCAUUGGCCAUCACUGCAGCUGAGGUAGUGUGGAUAUCAUUUUUACUACAAGAACUAGAUAUUUCUCUUGCUACACCAUUUCAACUCUAUUGUGAUAAUGUUUCUGCAAAUAGUCUAGCAACAAAUCCAGUUUUUCAUGCUAGAACCAAGUACAUUGAGAUAGAUUACCACUUUAUUAGGGAGUUAGUCAGUUCUGGUUUUAUACAAGUUAGCUAUGUCUCUUCUGCAAAUCAGCUAGCAGACUUGUUUACUAAAGGACUAGUUCACUGUGUGUUUCUUACUUUGGCUGGCAAGCUGUUGUGUUUACAUCAAUAUCAGCUUAAGGGGGACUGUAAGAAUUCAGAAUGUAUUAUGUCUGAGUCAGUGUCUGAGAGAGCAUCUGAACUGUAA